Molecule: messenger RNA, 4352 nt
Organism: Hydractinia symbiolongicarpus
Lineage: Eukaryota; Metazoa; Cnidaria; Hydrozoa; Anthoathecata; Hydractiniidae
Product: choline transporter-like protein 4
Exons: 27
Coding region: 585-2660 (691 amino acids)
Biological process (GO): transmembrane transport
Cellular component (GO): membrane
Molecular function (GO): transmembrane transporter activity
Source: RefSeq, a predicted model, not a curated record
CCAAAUGUUUAGAAUGAAGUGGUCUUAAUUCUUUAUAAGCAGAUUUUUUUAUGGAGAUAUCAUAUAAAAAUUAGCAAAUAAAAACAACACAUUAUAUUUAAAAACUAUAUCUACACUUUUCUUAUGAAGAAGAAGCAAAAACAAAACAAAACAAAUAAAUAAAAAUAACACAUGCAUAUUUACAUCUGCAGAAUUUUAAAGCUUCAAAUAUAUAAAAUAAUAAACUAACCCCUAAUCUAUAUGCAUCACAGCAAUAAAUAUUUUACUCAACAACUGUAUGUAUUGGACAUGUAAAAAAUUGUGUGACACAAUUUUAACAGUAUGUAUACAUAUAACUUACACUUAAAUCCACAACAGAAUAUAUUCGUUCUUAUAUAAACAAAGACAGCUAUUUAAAUUAAAAUUUUCGGAUCUCUUGUUAAUAUUGUAAAAAUGAGCCACACAUGUUUCCAUGGUGAUGAUGUUUGGUGUUUCAUCUGCAUGCAAAAAAUGAGAAGACAUUAUAAAACAAUAAUAUACAUAAAAAUUGAUUCACCUGUGAAAUGAAAAUUUAAAUAAAAUAUAAUAUUGUAGCAUUCAGUAACAUGGGAAACAACAACAGGGAAAAAUUUGAAAUUCUUGACAUGAAGGAAGGUAAAUCAAGGAAGUAUGACCCCAAUUUUAGUGGACCGAUUAAAAAUAGGAGUUGCACUGAUAUCAUAUGUUGUGUUCUAUUUUUACUGUAUUUCAUUGGGAUGCUAGCAGUUGGUAUUCUAGCAUAUAGCACUGGAGAUCCUACAAAAUUGUUAUAUCCCACUGAUUCCCAUGGUGAUACUUGUGGUGAAGGAAAGCAUGCCGAUAGAAAGAAUUUGUUUUAUUUCGAUCUUUUGGAAUGCAUUCCCAAAUCGAUCAGCGAAAUUUACAGUUUGACAGCCUGCAAAACACAUCAGAUUUGUGUGAAAAAUUGUCCAACCGACAAUACAUACUCCAAAACAGCUGAUAGAGACAAGUUGUAUUGCAAAUAUGAUGCACAAUCGAAAGUGAAAACAAUGUCAAGUGAUGAGAUUGCGAAAAACUGUGCCAAGUAUACACUUCAAAGUACAGAUUUGGCGUACAGAUGUGUUCCGACUUUGGUUGGGGGUAGUCUGUCUAACUUUUUAAAAAGCAAUACCAUUAAUACAGAUGGGAAGAAUUUAACAGUUGAAAAUAUCAAGUGGGGAACAAUUGCUCAGAGUGUGUUGGUAAACAUUCAAAACACAGGCCGAAAGGUUGUAGCAGACGUUCAGGAAUCUUGGUAUUGGAUUCUCGCUGGAUUUGGUAUCACCAUGAUCGUGGCUUUUAUUUACAUCUUAAUUAUGAGAUGGGUGGCUGGUUUAAUGGUUUGGCUGACGACAUAUGCAGUGUUGACCAUCAUUGGAUAUUGUACGUAUUAUUGUUACACAGAAUAUGAUAGAUUAGCAUCUACAGACACGAGUGAUAUUGGAUUCGAUUUUGUAACUAAUCUUGACAGCUACAGCGACAAGAAAGAGACAUGGCUGGUGCUGGGAAUUAUAUGCGCUAUUAUUCUUCUGGUUAUUUUGUUGUUGUUGUUGGCGUUGCGUAAAAGAAUACAGAUUGCCAUUCAGCUUAUUAAAGAAGGAAGCAGAGCACUAACCGCUAUGAUUUCCACGUUGUUUUUCCCCUUACUUCCAUGGCUGAUGCAGCUAAUUUUGUUUUGUUGGUUCGUGGCUGUACUGGCUUUCCUCGUCACAGCAGGUGAUGCUGAGUUUGAGCAGGUCAACAAUGGAACUUUUUCUAAAAUUGCGUGCACAGCAACGGACGCUAUUAAUGACUGGAUCCCAGGCUCCAAUGAUACCAUCUCUUGCAACUUUAAGAAAUAUGUAAACAAUGACAAUAUCCUUCGCCUUCAAGUGUUUCAUCUUUUUGGGUGGUUUUGGAUUAUGAAUUUUAUCGUUGCGUUUGGUCAAUGUGCUUUAGCAGGUGCAUUUGCAUCGUGGUAUUGGGCGUGGGACAAGAAAACGGAUGUGCCUACUUUGCCAGUACUGAUGUCUGUUGGGCGUACAUUGAGAUAUCACACUGGCUCGUUAGCUUUUGGUUCUCUUAUCAUCGCCAUUGUGCAAAUCAUCAGAGCUGGUUUAGAAUAUCUGGAAUGGAAACUACGAGGGUCAGGACAUGAACCAGGACCUGUAGCGAAGUUUAUUUUGAAAUGUCUCAAAUGCUUCUUCUGGUGUUUGGAGAAGUUUUUGAAAUUUUUAAACAAGAACGCCUACAUCGAGAUCGCUGUAUAUGGAAAGAAUUUCUGUACUUCAGCGAAGAAUGCAUUUUUUCUGCUGAUGAGAAAUAUUUUAAGGGUUGCUGUGUUGGAUAAAGUGACAGACUUUUUGCUGUUCAUCGGAAAACUAACAGUAACAGGCGGAAUGGGUGUUGCAAGUUUCUUCUUUUUCAACAAAAGAAAUGAUUUGAACUAUUAUCUUACACCGGUCAUUAUCAUAACCAUUGGAGCAUGGGUAGUAACGAGUGCAUUCUUUGGUGUUUAUGAAAUGGCCAUUAAUACGUUGUUCUUGUGCUUCUUGGAAGAUUGUGAGCGUCAUGAUGGUUCACCUGAGAAACCUUACUAUAUGUCGAAGAAACUAAAGAAAAUAUUAGGAAAGAAAAACAAAAAAACAGAAGAAGACGAAUAAAUGACGGGUUUUUUGUAUGUUUACACGUUUCUAAAUUGACGGCGUCUUUUAAAAGUUCGCGUCUCAUGUUUUGACCACGUAUUUAAAUUAUAUUGCAAAGUUAUAUUGUAUAUUUUGUUGCGCCGAAAUGCCUAAACGUUGUCGUUAAUUUUUCCGGUUUGCAGAAUGUCAACGUCUUAACCAUGUAGAAUUGAUCAUGUCAGCACAUUAAUUUUGUAAAUUCUUUUGUUUUAGUUUUUUUCGUGUAAACGGUGAUUAAGAAACUAUUUUAUAUGAAAUUUUAAAAUCCAACCCUCUCCCCUUGAACUUUUUAUCCCAUUUAAGAUUUGCUUCCACGUUUGGAAAACUUAACGUAGAUAUAAUCUAUUUUGAUUUCUCAUUUAAUUGGUAUCGUCUCCCUGAGUUGAAUAAUCUUUGACUAGAUGUAUAUAUUGAUAGAUGUUUAUAUUUGCACACGGACAGUUUUACUUUAGUUCUGGUGUUUUUUAGUAUUUAUACUUAAAUGUAUAUCAUGCCCAUGUUUGACACAAAUUUCGCAUAGUUUUUUUAUAUAAAUUAUAGUUGUAUAGAUUGUUUUUGUUGAUGCUAGUAACAGCAGUGACGCUUUUGUCAUUUUUACGCCCGUAUUGACGCUGUUUUUAAUUGUCUAACUCUUAAAGACAGUCAUUCAAAAGCAGAUUUCUACUUUCCACCUGCCAAAAAAUAAUAAUACCGAAUAUAAUGGUUGUUUUUGCUAAACUUGUCCCACUCGUUUUGAAUGAACAAAUUAGAGUAGUGAAUUGACCUGGCGCACCUCAAACACUUGAUAGAAUGCAUCUUCCUACAACUCACUCAAAGCUGCGACUAGUAUCAUCAAAAUGUUGUGUGAAUAAUAAGAUUGUGAUAUAAAAUUUUGAAAAAUAAAUUAUAAUAACAUACUUGCUAGUUUUUGUCUUUGUUUCGUAAUGUUGUUUUUUUCUGUACACCAUUAAAAUUUUGUUUUUUAUUUUGGCAUUAGUUCAAUUUAGCGUGGAUUUAAAGAAACUUUCGUGGAAUUAAUUUUCUCGAAUAACAGGCAAAAUGAGUUGAUGAGUUUUGAAGAAUUUAAUUUCGCAACUCACUAUAAUUCUGUUUUGAAUUUAAAGUAUUUUUUUUGCUGAAUACAAGCACAAUGGAUUAUUUUUGCAUUUCAGACGGGGUUUCGGCGACAAAAAAAGAUUAGUCCAUCUGAAAUUCUCUAUUUACAACAGUACAAAACAUAACGCAAAAAAGUUGUAUUAAAAACAGAAUUAUUGAAGGUAGUACAGCUAAAUCCUUACAUAGAGGACACCUAUAUGAAGAAAAGUUUUCACUAUGUGCAUGAUUUCACUGUAGUCAGGUAGCAGACAGCAUAAAAAUGUUUUUAAAAUGUCCCUGGAUGGUACAUACUUCUCCAUUUUUGUUGUUGUCUCCUUCCUGACUACCUUAAGGGAACUUAUUUUGGCGGGAACUAAUUUUGGCGGACGAAGGAAAUCUAAAAAAAAUUUAAUUUUGGCGGGAACUAAUUUUGGCGGAUCAACGAAAUUUUUAAUUUUGGCGGGAACUUAUUUUGGCGGGUGGCGGUUUUUUUUAAUUUUGGCGGGAACUUAUUUUGGCGGGUCAGCGGAUUUUUUAAUUUUGGCGGGAACUAAUUUUGGCGAGUGAAGGAUUUUUUCAAAUUUCAACGAAAAUUUU